Molecule: messenger RNA, 861 nt
Organism: Pseudomassariella vexata
Lineage: Eukaryota; Fungi; Ascomycota; Sordariomycetes; Amphisphaeriales; Pseudomassariaceae
Product: actin cytoskeleton protein
Exons: 2
Coding region: 1-861 (286 amino acids)
Molecular function (GO): RNA binding
Source: RefSeq, a predicted model, not a curated record
AUGGCUCCCAUUGUCCACGUUAAGAACAUCGCGGCCACCACCGAGGAAAAGGCUAUCAAGGAUUUCUUUUCCUUCUGCGGAAAGAUCACCGACAUCAAAACUACCACCGAUGAGAAGACCAAGGAAGCUACCAUCACAUUCGAGAAAGAUGCUGCUGCUAGAACUGCAACCCUUCUGAACAACACGGAAUUGGAAGGCACCCAGAUAUCUGUCACCUCAGAAGAGACUGGUGACGAGGCCCCCUCAACCAAUCCCACCGAUCGUGACAGCGAUGAGAUCACUCAGGAAGAGAAGCCUCGCAGCCGCAUCCUCGCUGAGUACCUGGCUCACGGAUACGUCAUCGGUGAUGCUGCCCUCCAGCGCAGUAUUGAACUUGACCAGACGCACGGCGUAACGAGUCGAUUCAUGACGACCCUGCAAAAUCUCGACUCGAAGUACCAUGCCACCGAUCGUGCCAAGGCCACCGAUCAGUCCUAUGGCCUUACCCAACGAGCCAACUUGUUGUUCUCCGGCCUCAGCUCCUACUUCGAGAAGGCGACUAACACCCCCACCGGCCAGAAGCUGGUUCGUUUCUACACAGAUGGCUCGCGCCAGGUUCAGGACAUCCACACUGAGGCACGUCGUCUGGCCGAUCUCAAGAAGGAAUCACACGGAGGAAGCGCAUACAAGGCCUCGGGCUUGGAGAGAGUAUUCGGCAAGGAGAAGCCAGCUGAGACCUCGACUUCGACAUCCGGCGCUGGUACCACCGACAACACCGGUGUUUCACCUCCUGGCCCCGGAGCUGGCACAACCGAAUCUACCCCGAUAGCCCCGACUGGUCAUGCCGUCCCUUCCAAGGAACCUGGCUCGGAGAAGGUAUAA